AUUUAAACGCAUCAAUGGCCAGGCCAACAUAAUAAAAAGCCAGCGUGCAACGAGCUGGCACACUUAGUUCCCACUGGCAUUCCUAGACGGCGAUAGGUCAUGUCGUCCUCUGGCUGGCUGGACAGUUAUCCGUUUGCCGAGCUGGCGGAUGAGCGCACACAAUCUUGGCCGAUGGUGGCAUCGCCUUGGAAUGCUGCGGCUCUGCUGGCCUUGUACUUGCUGCUGGUGCACUUUGCGCCCAAAUGGAUGGCCAGUCGCAAGCCAUUUCAGCUGCGUGCCCCAUUGUUCUGCUACAAUUUGUUCAUGGCCAUGCUCAACGCCCACAUUUGCCUCGAGCUCUACACUGCAUCGCGGGCCCUUAACUACAGCCUCCAGUGUCAGCCGUACAGAGUUAGCUAUGAUCCACAUGAAGUACGUAUUGCGACGGCGUUUUGGUGGUUCUACAUAACAAAGAUUUUGGAGUUUGCCGACACUUUAUUUUUUAUACUCCGCAAGAAGUGGUCACAGCUGACUUUUUUGCACGUUUAUCAUCACAGCAGCAUGUUUGUUAUAUGCUGGAUAGUAGUAAAAUGGAUUCCCACCGGCUCCACCUUUGUUCCGGCCCUGAUGAACUCGUUUGUGCACAUCAUUAUGUACGGAUAUUACUCACUGAGCGCUCUGGGACCUCGGUUGUACCCAUAUCUAUGGUGGAAACGCUAUUUAACGGUGCUGCAGCUGUUGCAGUUUGCAUUGGGGCUGGCUUGGGGAGCUCAGGCUCUUGUAUACAGGUGUGAGUACCAACCAUGGCUUAGUUUUACGGGAGUUGCAUAUAUGAUCUCUUUUCUUAUUCUCUUUGGUCGAUUUUAUACGCAAAAAUAUAAGAAAGCAACUAAUAAAUGCAGUCAGUAUCAAUAA
Molecule: messenger RNA, 894 nt
Organism: Drosophila novamexicana
Lineage: Eukaryota; Metazoa; Arthropoda; Insecta; Diptera; Drosophilidae
Product: elongation of very long chain fatty acids protein 4-like
Exons: 4
Coding region: 100-894 (264 amino acids)
Biological process (GO): very long-chain fatty acid biosynthetic process; sphingolipid biosynthetic process; fatty acid elongation, saturated fatty acid
Cellular component (GO): endoplasmic reticulum membrane
Molecular function (GO): fatty acid elongase activity
Source: RefSeq, a predicted model, not a curated record